Molecule: messenger RNA, 1366 nt
Organism: Chelonus insularis
Lineage: Eukaryota; Metazoa; Arthropoda; Insecta; Hymenoptera; Braconidae
Product: ras-related protein Rab-32-like
Exons: 7
Coding region: 520-1179 (219 amino acids)
Biological process (GO): endosome to lysosome transport; phagosome-lysosome fusion
Cellular component (GO): phagocytic vesicle; late endosome; lysosome
Molecular function (GO): GTPase activity; GTP binding
Source: RefSeq, a predicted model, not a curated record
CGAUGGUGGAAUAAGAAUAUGUGUACUGCUUGUCAUGGCACAACCUUCAACGCGUCAUCACACAACAUCUCACACACCACCACUGCUCUCCCACACUGACAGCUCUGUUGUACAAUUUUUUUUUACUUUGGCUCUGCUUAUUAAGCAAGGGAUGAAGAAGAGUAGUCAGAGAAUUAAUAAUAAAAUGAGGACAACUGGACUGCUUAUAAAAAGCAUACAGACGAAUAAGCCGGAUUAAUUAAAUAAUGAAUAGAAAAAUUAAUUUCGAACUUUGAAACAACGACCGUGAUUUAAUUAAUUAAGAUUUCUUGGCCUUGGUUGUAUUAAAGACGAUAGUGGAUCAGUCUCACUGUCGGGAAGAUACUUUCAGUAGCUUAUCAGCAUUCCCCAGUGAUGCUGGACAUGUGCAGAUCUUAUAACCUUAAUCAGUGAAGGCGCCAAGUUUCCAAAAUGAUUUAAAAAAAAAUUACUUAUGUGUGUCUGUUUUGGAUAAAUAUUGUAUGAAGGAAGAUAGUAAUCAUGAGUCAUCGCAAACCAAGGAGAGAUUCAGAUAUAAUACUUUCUAAUUACAAUCAGAAAGAGCUACUCUUCAAAUUCCUUAUCAUUGGUGAUUAUGGGGUCGGAAAAACUGCCAUUGUCAGAAGAUAUACCGAAGGUAAAUUUUCUUCGAAUUACAAGAUCACAAUAGGUGCUGAUUUUGCUAUAAAAACUCUUGAUUGGGAUCCUAACACUAAAAUAAAUUUACAAUUAUGGGAUAUUGCUGGUCAUGAAAGAUUUGGAUAUAUGACAAGAGUUUACUAUAAAUAUGCAUUAGCUGCUGCCUUAGUGUUCGAUGUAUCACGAGCAGCUACAUUCCAAUCAGUCAAAAAAUGGCUUAAUGAUUUACGAGAGAAGGUCGUUUUACCGGACGGCUCAAGUAUUCCAAUCGUCUUAUUAGCAAACAAGUGUGACAUUAAACAUAUGGCAAUUCCUACAGAGCAAAUUAUCAAAUUCUGUAAAGAAAAUAAAAUAUCUAAAUGGUAUCUAACAUCUGCGAAAGAAAACAAAAAUAUUGACGAAGCCAUGUACUACUUAGUAGAAAAUGUAUUAAAAGCAAAGAUAGAAGAUGAAAUAAAAGACUCGAUAAAACUUCGUGGCGCUUCACUCAUCAGUGAGAAAGCUGGAUGCUGUAAGACUUAAAUAGGUAUCAUAAAUAAAAUUUUACAACUUAUAAAAAAAUACAUUAUUAAACAGAUCAAAACAAAAAUGAAAAAUGAGAGCAAGCGAGUCAACGUACUUUAUGACAAUUUUUAUAACUAAUAAUCAUGAAAAACUUGAUCUUGUAAAAAAUCUACUUAUUCUAAUAAGAUUAAAUUUAUUUUAUAUA